Messenger RNA from Portunus trituberculatus (swimming crab), 4769 nucleotides. Its product is annotated as endosome/lysosome-associated apoptosis and autophagy regulator family member 2-like. The transcript has 20 exons. NCBI's taxonomy places the organism in Eukaryota, Metazoa, Arthropoda, Malacostraca, Decapoda, Portunidae. The record is from RefSeq and is a predicted model, not a curated record. The coding region runs from base 470 to 3466 and encodes 998 amino acids.
GGCUAGGGACGUCGAGAAAGGCGUGCGCAUGUCAGUACUGGAGUGUCGCCUUUCCCAUCCCAACACCUCGCGGACCACACCUCACUCCACCUCCACAACCACUCCACACACUCCAUUCCACCUCCCGCACCACAAAACAGAGUCCGUGUGCGUGUGUGCGUGCGUGUACGUUUGCGUGUGUGCGUGUACUCGUCAUUUUCAGAAGAACCCUUUCCAUAUUGUGAGUGCGUGACUGCGUGUUCCUCAGCCCCCGUCUCACGCACACGCGCGUUUCCACACAUACAUGCACACUCAUACCACUCUGAAAGCCUUAGAAAACCCACGUAAUUAAAGCAAAGCAAAGCAAACCAAGAUAAAUAAGACGGAAAAGUGAUAAAGGUGUUUUGGGAAAGUGACAGACGCCAUGUUUCAAUAAGUUCCUCCCCUUCUUUUUCUUGUUCCACCUCUCCCUCUUCCCCAGUGAGGCGACAUGGGGUUGAAACUGACCUGGGGGAACUUACUGACCUUCCUCAUUACUGUGUGGGUCACGUACACCUGCGCCCUUCGAACCUGCCAGCCGGAUGACUUUCACUAUGAGUUCACUGAAUGCGACACAACAGGGGGCCGGUGGAGGGUGAGUGUGCCUGCCGCUGACACCUGCGAGGGAGGCAACCCACGACCCCUAAGGAGGACUCAGGGAUGCAGCGUUUCAUGUGACCCUGGAUGGUACUUCAACGUUGGGGAGCUGGAGUGUGCCGCUUGCCCCAAUGGUACCUACUCCCUUGGUGGCGGCGUUCGGUAUGACUCUUGGCAGGUCCUCCCUACUGGAUUCACUGCUUAUACUGAGGUCUUUCGGUCUGCGUUCUUCAUAAAGGGCCGGAGACAUGGGGACCUAAAUUGUAGUGAGUAUGGCUGGCAGACUAAGGGUGAUGUCAUUGCCAGCAAGGGAGGACCAUGUGCUGCCUUCCUUAUGUACACUGUCAAGCUGGUGAAGCCCGGAGCUGUCACUUACGUCUACCAGUACACAGACGAGGACAUUAUCUUUGAAUUUGAGGCCCAGGAUGAGGAGUGCCAGAUUAUCACCGAGAGAGAGGGUGCCAAGUGGCCGCCUCUUACCCCAGAAGGACAGUGGAAGAAGAGGACCCUGGAACUUGACCCUGGGGUGUAUGUGCUGCACUGGAAGACUAUCGGCAUUGAGGUGCAUGGACCGUCAAGACCUGUGCUGAUCAAGAGUGUGCAUAUCAGUGGUGUGGCCCACUCGUCAGAAUGCUCGCCAUGUCCUGACGGAACGUUCAGUGGGCCGGCAGCCUCAGAGUGUCAGGAAUGCCCAGAAGACACUUACUCUCCACGCCGUUCCUCUACCUGUAAACUCUGCGACAGUGUGACAGAGUACGCACCCAAACGAUCUGGAAAGUGUCUGCCGCGCCCCCCCUGCACCUCCAGUGAUUAUUAUGAAAUGGAUUCUGCUUGUAAUGAAAAGAAUCAGACUUUUGCAGUGUACAAGUGGGUGGAGCCAAUGGUGUGCCGGCAGUCACUGGAGGGCUCUGUGUCACUGCCUCCCUCUGGUAAAAUGAAGCCCUGCCCGCCCUGUAACGCUGGCAUGCACUACGUUCCCACCCAAGGGUGUAUGUUCUGCCCUCGGAACCACUACGGGGAUGGUGUGUCGCCCUGCCAGGCCUGCCCCCCCAACACCGCCCCAAACUAUGGCUACCAGUACCAGUGGUGGACUACCCUCCCCCCCAACAUGGCCUCCACCUGCAUGUCCUAUGAUGAUGUUGGAUGCAGUAGUCCGUAUGGAUGGCAGGAGGCGGGUGACCAUAUCCACACCAGGAGGGGAAAUGUGGAUGAUGCCUAUUUGGUGCUGAGUCUCAAGGUGUGGGGCUUCCGAGGGCGUGAAGGAUUUGUAGGCAGGCUGAUGGAGGUAGGACGCAUAUCGUUCACUUUCGAGUUAUCCUGCACCUCUGACUGCCAGUUUGUCUUCAUGGAGGCCUCCAGCAAGAAUGACGCCAAGCCCUUACAAGUGUGGACCGGUUCACAACCCAGGCAGUUCUACAGUUAUCUCAUCACUCGUAAUGACUCCUACAGCUUCUCCUGGUCAUUCCAAAAGGUGCCGUGGGAGGAGAGUUCCAUCAAGCCCCGGGGAUCACUGCGACUCUUUGAAACUGACGUAGCCAAGAUUUUCAAUAUAAAUGUCUCGAACACUGUAGAGGGAGGCGCAUCCAGCUGUCUGCCUUGCUUCCAGCAGGCACAGGCAGCAGCGGGGUGCAUACCAUGUCCUGUGGGGCAUUAUAUAGAGAAGAACAGCACUGAAUGUACCCCCUGCCCCCCCAACACUGUGGUGACGGACGCCCUCCCCUAUGGCCCUGAGUCUUGCCUUCCCUGCGGCCCUGGUCUGGUGGCCCCCGAUCAUCUCUCCUGUGGGGCGCAGUGUCACCUCAGAGUCGGGAAUUAUACGUAUGAUCUCACUAAUAUUAGCAGCCCCAGGAGCCUGACAGCCGGCACCCUCUUCACCUCUUCUGGCACCAAGUUCUACCACGUGUUUAAUAUUUCCAUCUGCGGCAACACAACUGUCAACUGUUCCAACAAUAUUUCCUACUCGCUGGACGGGGAACCUGCAUCCAACACCGUGAUAUCACGAGUGUGCCGCUUCACCCUGGUGCCGGGGGUGGAGGGAGUGAUAGAGGGGGGCCACACGGGCAAGCUAGCCACUCAGUCGGUGUCCCUGGGUGAUCAUCUGAUAGGGUAUUCCACCAAUACCACCCUUAUGAACAUCUCUGUCAUCGAUGAGUUUAUCAACCCCCACCCAGCAGUGUCCCCUGAUCUCCACUUCUUCUACACUGCACCCCAGUCAACAAGGGCAUGUCCCAAUGGGCGGGCAACAACCUUGACCCUGCGAUGUGACCCUGAGCAGCCCGGGUCAGGCAAGGUGGUGCUGCCUACUCAAUGCCCCGAUGGAACUUGUGAUGGUUGCAACUUUCACUUCCUGUGGUCGUCUGCCUACGCCUGCCGACAGUGUGCCCCUGAAGACCUCACCACGGUGCACGGGGAGUGUGUCAAGGGUUUCCAGAAGGUACAUUACAUCACACCCAGCCACUGCCGACACGAGCACUCCAAGGAAGGCCGCCUCGUGCCAUGUUCUGUGCGCCUCUCCUUCCUAGUGGAGGUGAUUGUGCUAAGUGCUGUGGGUGUGGCGCUGCUGCCGUGCCUUCUGCUGUUCUGUCUGUGGAAGAAGAACCAGCGUUUGGAAUACAAGUACAUGAAACUGGUGGCCAAGGAGUCAUCCAAGGAUGGCAUGAUGGAGCUGCCACCUGCUGAGUCGUGUGCACUGGAUGACGGGGAGGAGGAGGAGGUGCAGUUCAGCAAGCAGCCACCAAGAGGACUGCUGGGGAAGUUCAAACAGCAUAAAAUUGUGGCUACAGAAGGUCGUGGCUUACUGAUGGACUCUCACGCACCUCUCACUCUCACUUCCAAGGACCAGCUCACCUGAACACACCACACACCACUACACGAACCACACACCACCAAUACCAUUUGUGAAAACACCUCACUGAUUUAGACACCCAAUCAGGAAAUGUUCAGACACUUGCCUUGCCUCACUCUUAGUCAAAACAAGCCAGCCAGACAGUCACAGUGAGGCGAGAGUCAAGGGCUGUUUCCUAUUGGUGUGUUUUGGUGUUCUCAAUGUGUCAGCGUGUGUGUAUGUGUGUGUGUUGGUUUAAGCUGGUGAGGCCACAGGGAAAUAGACACAAUAUAUCUCUGACUGACUGACAUAUGCUUUCACUCACUAUUUCACUCAGUAGUAGAUUGACAUAUUCCCAUCUUGUUUUGAAAUGUGUGGUGCAUCUAUUGUAUUCUUCUCAAAACCAGUGUGAUUGCAAGACACCUGCUUGUUUUGGCUUGGUAAUCCAGUGUUUUAUUAGCAAGCAAAGGUCUUACUAGAAAUAUGUCAUAACUGCUACACAUUUUGAAGUAUGAUGGGAAUAUAGAGACUGGCGAGUGAGUGAGUGAGUGAGAGCAUCAGUGUGUUCCUGUGUCUCCCCAUACCUGCAACACACACACACACACACACACACACACACACACACACACACACACACACACACACACACACACACACACACACACACACACACACACAACACUUACUUGGUGAUGCACAGUGUAGCAGCAAAGUGAAUGUUUCUCCACUACAAUUGUAACUCAGUGAAGUGCUGCUUAAGUUCAUUGUCUACUUAAUUCCAGUGCUGAGUGCUCUUUACUAAGUUUGAUAAAUAUACAGCUGCUGCUUUAUUUUAUUAUUUUUGUUUAUUUGUCUUAGUUUGUAGUUGUUCUUUUUAUAUUUUUAUAUGUAAGUUACUAUUUGUUAUUGAAAAAUGUUAGUUUCAUCUGACUGUGUGGACUUUUUUGUGUCUGGCAGUGAAAAAAUGGUAGGAGUGUUAGGGAAUUUAUACAUAAUUAAUAUUUUCUGGGAUGUGAGAGACAAGGAUCUUAUAAGAAAAGAAGAAAGUGAGUCAGUGUCAUAUUCUAGUCUGUAAUCCUCCAGUAUUUAUUCAUUGUUACUGUUUACUAUUAAGGAAUCAUGUAUUUUUGCUUCUUUAUUAUUUAUAAGUAAGCGAUUAUGAAAAGAAGACAUAAGUGUUGAUAACUUAGCUACAUAUAUAGAAAAUUAUUGUCUCAAUUUUUUAAUAAUAGAUAAGGAAGAAAAGGGUAAAAGUUAAAAGUUUACAAAAUAUUGACAUUUUUACCAGGUUUUAUGAUUUUUAAUGUUUUAAUAAAAAGAUGGAAAUGUC